AUGUCGCAAAUCUCCAAGGGAGAUAACACGCAUAGAUCUGCUGUUUCCAUCGCAACUACUCGACAAUUUCCGUUGCAACGAAUGCAGCCGAGCUAUUCCGUAUCACUCUGGACCCAAUCGGCUUUUUAUUGCACUCUUUACGGAGACUCCGAAGACGGACGAAGUGUAACGAUUGAUUCCGAAUUAUUACGUUACGCCCUCUAUGCCGAAAAAUGGAGGCACUCGGUGGAAAAUUAUAAUUCAAGUGGAGCAGAAGGUUUAACGAACGAUUUCUACAAAGACUACGUGAUUAUUCACGAAGAUCCAGGGGUGUUGCCAGGAAGCAUCUGCAGCAUUGUUGGGUAUCGUAACCGCCAGUCGAGUUUCCACCUUAGUGAAACAUGCAAUCGUGGACAGAUCAAGGAACUACCCGCUUUGUCUCCACAAGAAACCAUUAAGGUGUUAGAAUCAGACUUAGCACAUGACUUAACUAAUGACUUAAAGGUUUCCCAAGAUGGCAUAACCUGCCUGAACAUAAUGAAGGAUAAUGUGCUGCAACGUGAAGAUAAACACCUGGAGAUGACACUUCAAUUUAAGGAAAGACCUAUAUUGCCAAAUAACAGAAGCGCAGCUGUUAUAUGGUUGUCACACCAUAAAGGAAAACUAAGCAGAGAUGAUGAGUACCAUGGAAAUAACAAGGUAUUUAUGAACGAGAUUAUCAAACGUGGUGAUGCAGAGUUUGUACAAGAAAAAUUGGAGUCGAAAUGCCAAUGCUCAUGCGCAUCAGAACAUUCAAUACCAAGACAGAGGUUUCACACUAAAUAA
Molecule: messenger RNA, 804 nt
Organism: Dreissena polymorpha
Lineage: Eukaryota; Metazoa; Mollusca; Bivalvia; Myida; Dreissenidae
Exons: 2
Coding region: 1-804 (267 amino acids)
Source: RefSeq, a predicted model, not a curated record